Molecule: messenger RNA, 1719 nt
Organism: Adineta ricciae
Lineage: Eukaryota; Metazoa; Rotifera; Eurotatoria; Adinetida; Adinetidae
Source: the annotation of a GenBank genome assembly
AUGUCGACGAUUGCCACGAUUCUCCAGGAUGAAAUCUCAACAGCAACUUUGCAAAAAGGCCUGUAUGCUAUCGCAGCAUGUACUUUAAUCGGCGCAGCAGCCUAUGCCGGCUAUAAAGCGGCUGAACCCGAAGCAAAACACUUGCCAUCACAUCGUCAUCCUGAAUCAAACGAGCAGAUUGAAAAAGUUCUUGAACUAUUACGUCUCGAUGACGAGGACAAACUUCGAAUUAUCAUGCAAUCACUCGAACGAGAAAUGGAGCUUGGCCUAUCCCCAGCCACACAUCCAACAGCUGACGUCAAAAUGUUCGCCACUUACGUUAGAAGCACAGCUGAUGGUUCCGAAACUGGCCAAGUGCUUGCACUCGACUUAGGUGGAACAAACUUUCGUGUGCUACUGGUUGAUUUAUUGCCGCAGUCGAAAGUUGAAUUGACUUCAAAAAUUUUCGUUAUACCUCAGUCGAUCAUGCUCGGCGAAGGCUCUUAUCUAUUUCGUCAUCUUGCUGAUUGUUUGAUGGAAUUCAUGAACAAAGAAAAUUUGAAUAAGCCAGGUGUUCGUUAUCCAUUAGGCUUUACCUUUUCGUUUCCAUGCAAACAGGAAGGUUUAGCAUCGGCUCGUCUAUCAACCUGGACAAAAGGUUUCACGUGCUCUGGCGUUGUGAAUGAAGACGUUGUGAAAAUGCUUCAAGCAGCUAUUGAUGAAAAAAAUAUCAAUGUACAGUGUGUCGCACUUGUUAACGAUACAGUUGGCACAUUAAUGGCAUGUGCAUACAAAGACCCGAAUACAGAAAUCGGUUUGAUCUUAGGAACAGGCACAAAUGCGUGUUAUAUGGAAAAACUCGAUCGAGUAGGCACAUGGGAUGGUGAUUACAAUGAUCCGAAGCAAGUAAUUAUCAAUAUGGAAUGGGGUGCAUUUGGUAAUAACCAUCGUUUAAACCAUAUCCGAACAAAAUACGACGAAGAAGUCGAUCUUUCGUCUGUCAAUCCGGGCAAACAGAUUUUCGAGAAAAUGAUUAGCGGAAUGUACAUGGGUGAAAUCGUUCGUUUGAUUAUGCUGGAUCUAAUACAUCAAAACUUGUUAUUUAUCGGCAAAUGUAAUGGCUCAGAAGAUUUCAAAACGCCGUUGUUCACACGUGGUGGGUUCUAUACCAAGUACGUCAGUAGUGUGGAAAUGGAUGAAGGAAUUGGAUUUUCAAACACGAGACGUGUUUUGGAAGAUAUUGGAAUAAGAAAUCCCAGUUAUGAUGAUUGUGCAAUUGUUCAGCAUAUCUGUAAAAUUGUGUCCAAACGUGCAGCACGAUUAGCUGGAGCAGGUCUUGCCGUUCUUAUCAAUCGUAUCAAUAAACCAAAUGUAACGGUCGGUGUUGAUGGUUCAUUGUACCGUUAUCAUCCAAGAUUUAAACGAAAUAUGGAGAAGUGUAUGCAGAAUUUAGUCAGUAAAAAUAUCAAGUUUCUACUACAAUUAUCCAAUGAUGGUUCGGGUAUCGGUGCUGCAUUGACUGUGGCAGCGGCAGAAGCUUUGUCUAACCAGGAAAAAUCUAAACGAUCUUAUCCUUUAUCCGACGAUGGCAGUGGUAAAGGUGCAGGAUUAAUUGCUGUAGUUGCAUCACGUUACUUACAACAACUAUCACAAUCGACCUCAACGCUCCAUAAUCAUAACAAUGAAAAAGUUCCGACUCAGUUUCAGAAACAUUUAUCUACUCUUCAAUCUCCUAUGUAG